AGCGAGGGCAGGCCAGGAGGGCGAGGACAGGCCUGGAGGCUAAGGCGAGGCCGGGAGGACGCGGCCAGGCGGGUGGUGGCGGCCAUGUCGUGCCACAGGGGCUCCCGCAGCCCCUACUACUUGUUUGCCCGGGACCAGCUGCCCAAGCUGCAGCAGCACGGGCUGCCCGUGGCACGCGUGGUCGACGCCAUCCCACACUGCGCCCAGGACUGGGCGUUGCUGACAGAAGAGGAAAAGAUGGCAUAUAAUGAGAGGGCUCAGAAGUGGAAGAAAAAGAAAUCACAGAAGACAAUAAAGGAGAUGCCUAAUCUGGAUCAUCCAGUACCUGGCUGUCUGACCACUGUGAUGCACAGAGUCACUUCUUUUCCUGAUGCCUCUGCUAUGUCGUGGAAGAGUGAUCAGGCUGUGGUUGCAGACAUCUUCUAUUUCCUGAACAUUUACAGCCAUGGCAAGCUGCCAUCCCACUGUGACCAGCGCUUCCUUCCUUGUGAGAUUGGGUGUGUCAGGUACUCCCUACAGGACGGCAUAACGGCUGACUUCCAUCACUUCAUAGAUCCAGAAGUACCACCACGUGGUUUUCGGUACCACUGCCAGACUGCCAGCGAUGCCACUCAUAAGAUCCCUAUAUCUGGAUUUCAUCUUUCACGUACCUGUUACCCAGUUGUAUUACGUGAACUUCUUGAGUUUGCCCAGCCGGACGGAGGUGGUUGGCCUCGCUUUUUCUGCAGGUCUGAUGACAGAUUCCGAAUAACCUGGUGUCUUGAACGAAUGGCUAGUGUAGCAGGCAUUGAGAGCCAUCUGGAGCUUCUUACUGUAGAAGACCUGGUAAUAAAACUGUACCAGAAGAAAUAUCAAAAGGAGCCAUCCAAGACUUGGGUGUGUAGAGAGCUAGAUGCUGUCUUGUGGGAUUUUUCCAGUAAUACCAGGUGCAGGUGGCAUGAAGAGAACGGUAUACUUUGCUGUGCUUUGGCAUCUUGUAAGAAAAUUGCUUAUUGCAUCAGUAAAUCUUUAGCUGGUGUGUAUGGAGUCUCACUGACAGCCGCUCAUCUACCUCUUCAAGACUGCGAUUCCAGUGGAAAUAGAAAUAUCAAUUGGGUAAUACUGGAUGCUGGACGUUUUCAGAAAAUGAAGGCUGAGAGUUCUGGAUAUGACAGACAUGCCAUUUCUCCAAGUCAGGAUCAAGAACACAUCCCUUCUAGUUGUGAUUCUCUGUGUGACAUGAAGACUUCUUUUUAUGGAAAAAGUACCACGCGAGGAAGAGGAGUUACUCGAUUACUGGAAAGUACAUCUGAUCUAUACAAGUCCUUCAACAAUUGAAAAUCAUCUUUACAUCCAGGACAGCUGCACGUUGUUUUUCUCAUUUCCCUAAGACAACCAGCAGUUUCUCCAGACUGCAGUUAGUCAUCUUAUGUGCAACCCUUGACGGUUCGUGUUCUUGUUAGAAUGAUAAAAUUGUUAUUGAACGUUUUUAAAGAUCUUGUUUAUUACAUACAGCAAGACAUUCUGAAAGAACCUGGCAGUUUCAUCCUCUAAAAAUAAAUGCCAUGCUAGUUCUGUUUCUUAAUGGAUGGAGUACAAAUUCAAGAUUAAAUGCACAAUUGUCAUUUGGUUAGAAGAACUCUGUAGUAGCAAGUGUGACUUGUAACAAGUGCUUUAUUUCUUCUUUAACCUCCUUCCCUUCUUCUGUAUGUGGAAAAUACUGUCUCAGCGUAUAACAUUCCAUCUCCAAAAUGUGGUGGAGGGGAGCAAUGGAGGUAUGACAGGAUGCUAUAAGGGAAUUAAGUGUAAUGGUCUCAGAGGAUUGUUCAUAAUCUGUCUCUUCCACCCAUUAAGAA
This is a messenger RNA of Oxyura jamaicensis (ruddy duck), 1835 nucleotides long. It is a transcript of the gene MAEL, whose product is annotated as maelstrom spermatogenic transposon silencer. NCBI's taxonomy places the organism in Eukaryota, Metazoa, Chordata, Aves, Anseriformes, Anatidae. Gene Ontology annotation, molecular function: sequence-specific DNA binding. The record is from RefSeq and is a predicted model, not a curated record. The transcript has 12 exons. Gene Ontology annotation, biological process: piRNA processing; regulation of miRNA-mediated gene silencing; negative regulation of DNA-templated transcription. The coding region runs from base 85 to 1317 and encodes 410 amino acids. Gene Ontology annotation, cellular component: P granule; nucleus.